Messenger RNA from Spea bombifrons (plains spadefoot toad), 5233 nucleotides. RefSeq names its product adhesion G protein-coupled receptor G2 (gene ADGRG2). Gene Ontology annotation, biological process: adenylate cyclase-activating G protein-coupled receptor signaling pathway; cell surface receptor signaling pathway. The record is from RefSeq and is a predicted model, not a curated record. The transcript has 32 exons. Gene Ontology annotation, molecular function: G protein-coupled receptor activity. Bases 395 to 4189 code for a protein of 1264 amino acids. Gene Ontology annotation, cellular component: membrane. NCBI's taxonomy places the organism in Eukaryota, Metazoa, Chordata, Amphibia, Anura, Pelobatidae.
CACACAUACACACACAUACAAACUGGGACGAUCCCCACCAUCUAUACCUGGCUGAUCACAAGUACGGAAACCUGUCAUCAGGCAACUAUUGGGACAUACUGAAGUCAGGUUAACCGGUAUUGAGAAACAUUUUCAAGGCAGCUAUUAGAACAAGACACACAUGUAAUAUCAGACACAGGCUUAACACAACUUGAGGGCAAUCAUACACCAAAGAGAGUAAUCGAUGUAAAAUCAGACCUCAAGAACUCCUUUAUUGUGUGAUUUUACAGGCUGGAACAGAACACACAUACCUUAACAUUAUAGCCGGGAUUAUUUGGAUAGGGUUCCACGAGCAGACCGAGGAAGGAUGAUCUGAGCAGCCGCAACGUGGGAGACGUACCUGCUAAUUCACAGGAUGGUUUUCAGUGAUCAGCAACCUUUUAGAACAGGAAAUAUAAGGCAUUUUCCCAAGCAAAUAAGGACUACGCAGCAACUAUGCUUCUUACUGUGUCUUCUGGCCAUUCCGCAAAUAGCUCAAACUGCUUAUUUUGGAGAGUACAAAGCGGUAUUCAAGAAGCCAUGCACAGAAACCAUGCGCUUAAACAUCUCUGUCCCGGAUCUAUCGCAGUUCACAGUGUGUACCUACAUAAAACUCGCAUCCCCUCUUCCCUGGACUGCAUUUGCUUACAAGUUGCCUACGUCCAAAAUAAAUGGUUAUGAAGUCGGCCUCUUCGGUGACAGCAGUGUUAUGCAAUUAUGGAUGUUUGGCAAACAGAUAACUGUUUAUGAGACACUUAAAGUGAAUACCUGGCAUGAAACAUGCAUCAUAUGGGAUGGCAAAAAAGAAAUGAGCUUUUAUCUUGACGGGUUAUUGAAAAAUAGACAAAAUAUUGGAAAUGACUAUAAAUUUAACGGUGGAGGAAUCUUAUACCUUGGUUGUCUCUACACGGAAGAAAUAAGCUCUGCCUCGUUUCCUGGCUUGGUUGGAGAGAUGUACAUGUUUAGGAUGUGGAAUUCAGCAGAUGAAAAAUUACUCCAAAAAUGCAUAGACGGUACUGUUAUUCAGUGGAACAUGAGCGACUGGAUUUAUACGGGAUCUACCGUAAUACAGGAUUCCACCUUGCAUUGUGCAAAGAAAGAUACAUCUUCAGCUCCGAUCACGACUCCUGCUCAGGAAAUUCUGUUGGCUGAUGCUGCUAGGUUGAUUCGGAAGAGAUCCUUUAGAAAUGCAAAACCAUUUGCAUCUUCAGCUCCGAUCACGACUCCUGCUCUGGAAAUUCCACUGGAUGCUGCUGCUAGCUUGAAUCUGGGGGGAUCCUUUAGAAAUGCAGAAACCCUGAUCAAUAAUUUUCCAAGCAACAGUACUCCUGCUAUUAGCACAACUUCUAGUACACCUUCUGUUGAAAGUACAGCCAAUUGGGUGAACAGUAGUUCAGAUACAGUAUCUAGUACAUCACUACCAAGCAAGAGUACAAAAGGUGAUCAACCUUCAACCUUCAGCGAGACCGAGACUCCUGGUGCUACGGGUUCUUUACACUCCACAUUUUCUAGUUCAACAAAAAUGAACAGCACUACGGUGAAUCAUUUCAGUUUUACUUCAAGUUCAAGUACAUCAAACAUAACAGUCACAGGUACGUAUGAUCCUUAUGUAUGUAAAUGUAAUAAUUUAGAUACGGUUAAAUAUAUGAUUAAGGAAAUAGUGGCCCAACAGUCCUACACCUGUGUACCUUCCCAGCACCUGUACUUUGAAAACCCGUGCAUUGUUUUCAAUGUACUCCGUGACCCUGCGUGCGAUAUAUCAUCUAUUUGUAACGAUUCAGAAAUUUACCACUUUGUUUUCCAGUCAGACGAAACGGGUCUUGAUUCUCACUUUCACGCAAUAAAUGAAAGCACGGGGAAUUGCUCUGUGUUUGUGCGAACUGAAAAUAUUUCACAGCCAUGCACCAUACUGCAGAAUAUAAGACAAGAAAGAAACUUAAGUAGCUUACUGGUUAUUAAGAGACUUCGAACCUGCUGUUGUCCUACUGUUCCAAACGUGUGCCCUACCAAUCUGACAUACUUCAACAACCCUACCUGUGAAGGAACCGAUAUCUGUACUGGAGGUGUUCCUGGCACAAGUACCACCUCGGGUUCUCAUGUCACAAUAAGUACCAGCAGCCAUGCCACCGGAAGUGUGAACAAUAUCACAUCUACCAACAUAUCUCCAAUUCCUACCACCAAUAAGAAACCAAGCAACACAGCAAGUGACUUGAACAGGUUGAAUCAAACCUUGGCAUCUGGGAAUCUUAAUUCAUCUGUGGUGGAUAGCAUUGUGUCUGAAAUCGAAAACAUGUUAUCUGGAGAAGUUAGCCCCGAGAAUGCCGUCUUAUUGGUUGGCGUUUUAAACACUUUUUUAAAUAUUUCAGAGGCCCUUAUAACACCUGUAUCCAAAAGGUUAAUACUGAUCGUAGAUAAAAUUGGCUUACAGUUGACAUUCCCUGGACAGGCUAUAAAUAUCACCUCUAAUUCCUUGGCUUUGGCAGUGAAUAAAGUCAAUGCCUCUUCUUUCACUGAAACAUCCUUCGGUGUUGACACAUCAUCGGGUUUGCAGGUGUCACUAGGUUCACAAGACUCAAUCAAUAAUGACGGGUCUAUCAUUCUACCGGCAUCUUUACUGAAUAGCUUGUCACCUGGCGAGAAGGACAUUGCUUCAAGAGUGCAGUUCAACUUCUAUGAAAAGACCAGCCUCUUCGUGGACAAUUCCUUAACUAAAAAUCAGACAUUGGUUAGCAAAGUUAUAUCAUCAAGUGUUGGCAACAUCACAAUACGUAACUUAAGUGAAAAUGUGACUGUGACUCUAAAAACAUCACCCCUUCAAAAUGAGACACAGUUUUCUAUGCAGUGUGUUUUUUGGGACUUCAAUAAAAACAUGGGAAAAGGAGGCUGGGAGUCCAGCGGAUGCAUGGUAGCCAAUUCAACGCAAAAUGAGACUGUGUGUAAAUGCAAUCAUCUGACAAGUUUUGCAAUACUUAUGGAUGUAUCAAGAACCCAACUCAGCCCAGAAGACACCCUGAUACUAACGUUCAUCACAUACAUUGGUUGUGGUAUAUCUGCCAUAUUUCUCUCCGUGACUCUCGUCACCUACAUUGCCUUUGAGAAGAUCAGGAGGGACUACCCAUCUAAGAUACUCAUACAGCUGUGUGCAGCUUUAGUCUGCCUAAAUCUCACCUUCCUUCUUAAUCCAUGGAUUGCUUUAUAUAAUGACAUCCCAGGGCUCUGCAUCUCCGUGGCCGCAUUUCUACACUAUUUUCUCUUGGUUUCGAUAACUUGGAUGGGUCUAGAAGCCUUCCACAUGUAUCUCUCGCUUGUGAAAGUCUUUAAUACCUAUGUGCGGAAAUACAUGCUGAAAUUCUGCAUUAUUGGAUGGGGUCUCCCUGCUGUUGUAGUGGCCAUAAUAUUGGCUGUGAACAAAGAUUUGUAUGGUCUUCAGUCAAGUGGAAAAUAUCCAAAUGGAUCAUCUGAUGAUUUUUGCUGGAUCCAUGAAAUCAUAUUUUAUGUAACCGUGGUUGGGUACUUUGGAAUAAUAUUCUUGCUGAAUGUCAGCAUGUUUAUAGUAGUUCUAAUACAACUAUGCAGAAUCAAGAAACAGAAGCAACUUGGAUACCAAAGGAAAACCACUUUACAGGACCUAAGGAGUGUGGCUGGAAUCACUGUUCUACUUGGUAUCACCUGGGGCCUGGCAUUCUUUUCGUGGGGACCUGGGAAAGUUGUAAUUAUAUACCUUUUCACCAUCUUCAACACGCUGCAAGGAUUCUUCAUAUUUAUCUUCUAUUGUGUAGCAAAGGAAAAUGUCCGUAAGCAGUGGAGAAGAUAUCUUUGCUGUGGGAGAUUUAGGCUGGCAGAAAAUUCUGACUGGAGUAAAACAGCUACCAAUAAGCUGAAGAAGCAGACGACAAAGCAAGGCGUAUCUAGCAGCUCAAGCAACUCAAUCCAGUCCACCAGCAACUCCAAUUCUACUACGCUGCUAAUAUCCAAUGAGUAUUUUAUGCAUCAGAAUGGAAAUGGAUCGGUUUUCAAAGAAAGAAAUGGUGUUUCCUUCAAGGUGCAGAAUGGCGAUGUUUCACUUAAUGAUUUCCCUGAUCCAAAUUCCACAAAGAAUGGAGACAUGAAAAUGUCACCCACCAAAAGGACUUCCAACAGAGGGAGUGUACAUUUCGUUGACCAAAUGUAAAACUUGGAUUCUGCUGUGCAAAUUUGGGACACUCCAAAAACUCAUCUUUACACAUUUGUUGUAUCACUGAACACAAUUGGAGAAUAUGUAGCAUAGAAGACUUCAGCUGAUCGGAUGCUAUAUUUUUCAUCAUCUAAUAGACUAUUUUAGCGAGAAGAACUUUUAAAUUAAAUGCAAAGCCUGUUUGCAUCUCACAAUUCUACCCUCUGCCAAGUUAUUUGUCAUUUUCACCACGCCGUUUUCCAUUCCUUAAUAUAAUCCCUUAUACUGUAUUUUUAUAUAUUUAAUUUAUGUCUGUUUAAUUUUUUUUAAAUGUUUCCUUUUGUAAAAUAGAACUUGAUUUGCCUUGUAUUUCAGUGUUUGAACCUAGCCCUUAGCAUAUAAAUAUGAGUUUUUAUGGUCAUGUUAUUUUGCAUCACUCACAUUAUCAUAUUGUAAACACUGCCGUGCAUGAUUUUGUGCCUUUUAGGAAUACAAUAGUAAUUUUACUAGAUUCUACCAUGUUUCUGCUUUUUUUUUUUUGCUGUAUAGGAGAGUUAUGUCCUCCCUUCAGAGGUUAUUUAUAAUAAAUGACGAUAGCUGUGAUACCUCCUGAUAUCCUUUUGGGGGCUUGCUGCAGUAAUAAAUUUAGAAAUGAUAAAUCUCGUCAGAAAAAAACAUCUUUUUAGGAUUUUUACUUUAAGGUACAAAUAAGAAUAUGAUGUUUGUGUUUUGGAGUAGAAUUGUAUGCUUUUGCUCUACUGUUCAGCACUAAUCACAAAAAGUGUAGGUACUCAAUUUGAGACACAGGUCUAAUUUUACCUUUCAAGAUACCUUCUAAUCGUGGUGAUACUUAUCUGUCUGGUGUUUAUAGAUAUGCCUUAGAUGCAGUUAAGAAAUCUUAAAACUAUGCACUGCUCUAGGUCAUAAUUAACCAAUAACCAAGAUAAGGGGUCCCAGUCUGAAGGAAUGAGUAAUUGUCUAUCUAUGGAAAAGUAUUAUUUUUACUCAGUAAGGGAAAUGAUAAAGGGAACAUUGUUCAUGCAUGGAUCUAAAAAAGGAAAA